AUAAAUGGCUCAUUUAAAUUGGGAGCUGCUACUAAAAUAUUCUCUGGUUGGCAAAUGCAGUGCCUAGCAGCUGCUAUCAAGGACGAACCAAACAUGAGUGGGGGAGGGGAACAGGUCGACAUUCUGCCGGCCAACUACGUAGUGAAAGACCGCUGGAAAGUGCUGAAGAAGAUUGGAGGUGGUGGCUUUGGGGAGAUUUAUGAGGCCAUGGAUCUUUUGACCCGUGAGAAUGUGGCUCUGAAGGUGGAAUCAGCUCAGCAGCCCAAGCAAGUUCUGAAGAUGGAAGUGGCUGUAUUGAAAAAGCUACAAGGAAAAGAUCAUGUUUGCAGAUUUAUUGGCUGUGGGAGGAAUGAGAAGUUUAACUAUGUUGUUAUGCAGCUUCAGGGUCGGAAUCUUGCAGAUCUUAGAAGAAGCCAGCCACGGGGCACCUUUACGCUGAGCACGACCCUCCGCUUAGGGAAACAGAUUUUGGAAUCCAUAGAAGCCAUUCAUUCAGUGGGAUUCUUGCACCGAGACAUCAAGCCUUCCAACUUUGCCAUGGGACGCCUGCCUUCAACCUACAGGAAAUGUUAUAUGUUAGACUUUGGUCUGGCCCGGCAGUAUACCAAUACCAACGGUGAAGUCCGGCCUCCUCGCAAUGUUGCUGGAUUCCGGGGAACAGUCCGCUAUGCUUCAGUGAAUGCACAUAAAAACAGAGAGAUGGGUCGACAUGAUGAUCUGUGGUCCCUUUUUUACAUGCUAGUAGAGUUUGCAGUUGGUCAGCUUCCAUGGCGUAAGAUCAAAGAUAAGGAACAAGUUGGUAUGAUUAAGGAGAAAUAUGAACAUCGAAUGCUGCUAAAACACAUGCCCUCUGAAUUCCAUCUUUUUUUGGAUCAUAUAUCAAAUUUGGAUUAUUUCACAAAACCAGAUUAUCAGCUGAUCAUGACUGUGUUUGAAAACAGCAUGAAGGAAAGAGGGAUUACUGAGAAUGAAGCCUUUGACUGGGAGAAAGCUGGUACAGAUAUUUUAUUAUCUACAAGUACCUCAACUCCGCCUCAACAGAACACAAGGCAAACAGCAGCCAUGUUUGGAGUGGUUAAUGUCACUCCAGUUCCUGGAGAUUUACUUCGUGAGAACACGGAGGAUGUUUUACAAGGAGAGCACCUGAGUGACCAGGAGAAUGCUCCCCCGAUCUUGCCUGGCCGACCAGCAGAGAGCUUGGGCCAGACUCCAAAUGUUGCCUUCAAUGAAGGAGAGGUUUGGGAAGAAACAGAUGUGAAUCGCAACAAACUCAGGAUCAGCAUCAGCAAAACACAGUGUUUGGCAGAAGAAGAUCAGAAAAGUGGUGUGUGUCCCAGCUCCCCAGUGCGAGCAGCACCAGACUCACCUACAACUCAAGGGCGCUCUCUGAGAUACCGUCGUGUGAAUAGCCCCGAGUCAGAGCGCCUAUCCACUGCAGAUGGGAAAGCAGAUCAGCAUGAAAGAAGGUCACGAGUAGACUUGCCUUGUUCUCCUUCACGGCUUGUGUGCUCUUCUCAGCCGGCUCAGAUGCUGUCCAUUGACACUGGCCAGGUAGACAGGCAAGCAAGUGGCAGGAUGGAUGUGUCUGCCUCCGUAGAGCACGAAGCCCUCAGCAAUGCUUUCCGAUCAGUGCCCCUGGCUGAGGAGGAGGACUUUGACAGCAAAGAGUGGGUUAUAAUUGACAAAGAAACUGAGCUGAAGGACUUCCAUCCUGGUGCUGAACCAAGCACAUCGGGAACAACAGAUGAAGAACCAGAGGAACUGAGACCAAUUGAAGAGGGUGAGGAGAGAAGGCGACUGGGGGCAGAAGCAACAGUCAGGCCAAAAAUACAUGAUGGGAGAACACGGGGUAUGCAGACUGUGGCUGAGGAGGACAGUUCCCACAGACAUGAAGGCCACUGUCAGUCAGUAUCUGACAGCAAACAUGAACAGCAACCAGGAAGCCCCACACAGUCCCCCUUAUAUUCAGCACCAGCUAUCCGACAGCGGAGACGAGAAUCUGAGCCUACUGGUCCUGAGAGACAGGCAUUCUCAGCACUCUCUCCCGAGCCUUUUGAAAUGAAUGGUCUCCCCAAGGUGGUGCCUUUAAGUUUGCCUUACAAAGAUUUCAAAAGGGAUGUGUCAGAAAACAGGGAAAGAUCCAGGAUCCUCCAGCGUGUGAAGAAGGUGGAUUUCUCAAAUGUUGUCUUAACUGCCCCGUGCAAACCACCCAUAGCCCAUCUGGAAAUGGCAAAUGGAAGAUGCAAAGAGGAGGAGGACGAGGAAGAGGAGGAGGAAGAAGAAGAGGAGGAGGAAGAGGAGGAGGAGGCUGUUGGUGAAUUAGGAGACGAGCUUGACAUGCAUAGUGAUUCAAGCAGUGACGUGAGCCAGAAAAGUACUGAGCGCAGUCAGGAAGGAGCUCCAUCUACCCUUUUGGCUGAUGACCAGAAGGAGUCCAAGGGCCGAGCAUCUGCAGCAGAAGGAGACUUGGAACUUGAGGAGGGCUCAAAAACAUUAGUUCUCUUUUCACCAGGUGAUAUAAAGAAGUCUCCUAUGAAUGCAGAUUUGCCUCCUGAUGUUGAUCUUGGGACUCUCGCUGCAUUGACUCCUCAAAGUGAGAAACCACAACCAAUGGGAAGCCAGCUGGAUGUAUCUGAACCAGGAACAUUGUCCUCCAUCCUCAAGUCAGAACCAAAGCCUCCCACUGCUGUGGCCACAGCUUCUUCUCCUUUUACCAAAGUUGAGCGCACAUUUGUUCAUAUAGCUGAAAAGACCCAUUUGAACAUCAUGUCUUCCGGUGGCCAGCUGAUGAGGCAUGAGGAAUACCCAACUCCAGGGCAGUUUGAAGAGGUCAUCAUUGAAGAAGAGCUAGAUGAAAAUCAGGUGCUGGUAGAAAAUGGGAGUGUGAAUUCAGCCCUUGAUGGAGGAGAGAUGGAAAGCUGUGCUCUUUCUGUGAACCAUAUUGAAACCACCUCUGAAACUGCAGGGGAGCAGGUCCUGCUUCUCAAUGGUGUUAGUAAAACAGAAGAAGAAGAAGAACUGGACAUUAAAGGCAAACCUGUCCCUGAGUCAGAUAUACAAGAAGCUGAUAAGCUAAUUUCAGAGGAGCCUGGACUUGAAAACCAUUUUUGUGCCACAGAAUCUCUUAAACAAGUAGAACUGCUUCCAGAGGUUCCAAGGACAAGUCCCAAGAAACCUCUGAGCAUCAGGUACAGAAGCCGAAUUCCUGUCUUGCUCUCUGAAGAAGACACUGGCUCAGAUCUUUCAGCCUCACACUCUGGCAAAGAGAGGCUGUACAAGAGAUUGAAACAGCAGGAUUUGGCCCGCCUGGUGAUGGAGAAAAGGCAAAACCGUCUGCUCAGGUUAGCUUCAGGAGCUUCGUCCUCUGCUUCCUCCAGUGACGAGAGGCGACGGGCUUCAGAAACCUUGUCAGCCACUGGCUCCGAGGAGGACACCCAUGACUCAGAUGACUUUACCCCAAGGAAGACGGGGAGUCAGGAAAAGUUUCCCCUCCUUAAGACAGAGGAGAGAGGCUUAAGUGUGAAGAGCAGAAUCCCUCGCCCCAUUGUGCCUGUGAAACCACCUAUGACAGAACUGAAAUGUGGAAGCCCUGUGACUCUUCCACCACCAGCACUGAGUAGCAGUCCAGGUGACAUGGAUGUGACAAACAGACUACAGGGGCAAAGACCGUCUGGCAGUGUAUCCGGUGACUCCCGCAUAAAACCAAGCCCAAGUCCUGCUACACCUCCCUUACGGAGCAGUCCAAGGAAACCCCUUCGCCCUCCACCUAGGAGUCCUAUUCUCCCUCCACGAAACCUCAGUGCUUCCUCGAAAAGCCAAUCGCUAUCCAGAAAGGAAAGCUCAUCACCAUCCCGACAACAUAGGCCAGGGACUACAUGCCCUCCAUGGGCUCAGCCUUCUUCCCGAGCUCCUUCCAGAGCUCAAGCAGCUGGGGGCCUGUCAACAGAGGCCCCUGUUUCACCAGGCAUGCUCAGAAAAGGACAGAAAGGGAAAGCCCAGGCCCAAACCCCAGCAACCAAAGGCAGACAGAUACCCCAGGAUGGAAAGACUACUGCUAGAUAAUGAUCUGCUGCUGUCCACCAUUAGAUCUAUCGACUUACCAUCUCGCCAGGCUGGAGAAACCUCUACGUAUAGUAUACACUCAAGAUGCUGCAGCACAGCCUUAUUGUGUCGGAAAUACAAGCAUAUAAGCAGCUACCUGUACUUCAGUGCUUCACUUGCCCUCACGCCCAUGCUGUAUCAAAUCUAGCUCCUCCCUGGCUGAGACCUAUCUGGCCAGGGUCAUGCUUGCUUGCUCUUGCCAGCCACCAAGCAGCAACGUGGGCAACCUGCACAGUGCCUGACUCUCCCCUCACAUCAUCUUUUUCAUUUCUAACUUAGCAAUACCACUACCCCCCCUCCAUGGUGCCCUGAUGGUUUGGCUGGGGAGACAGCUUUUUCUAACAAAAAUGAGCCACAGUCAGUGGAGAAGUGGAAGAGCUGCACUUUACCAGGAAGAGGAAUCUUGCGGUGAAAUUCUAGAUUGUCUCAGGACAACUCAAGUGUCUCUGUCUCCCACUUGUCUCUCCCCAGGCCGUUUUUUUAGUCUGGCUGUGGUAGUGCUGCCUCUUUACAGACUUAUACUUCCUCCUGAGCACUGUACAACGAGACACCGCAUGGGUUUCUCUGCCUAGAAUAUGAAACAAAGGGAAUGUGUGGCUGUAAUAUUAGACGAGAGGAGAGGAACUACAUCCUCUGGAGCUACUUCUAACAUGGAAGAAUCUCUUAGCUAGCAGGCCAGAGGAGGUUGCUCCAGAAGAAACAAUACAGCUGUUGGGGAGGGGGUUCAUUUUCCAAAAUAUUCUGAAGUGGAGGGACAGUAAUUCAGCUUGUUCAUCAAUGCACCUGUAAGAUAAUAUACACUCAAGUGGUAGUGUUUCAUGCAAAGGCAUCAGUGAAAGCUUCCUUAGCUACCAAUAAAGUGGUCGGUGUCCUGGCAGAAGUGGAAACAAGGGAGAGACUAAAUAACAUCUAUGCCCCAAAGUGUGGUCUGUGAAGUCUGUAUGGUUCUGGCAUGAAAGAUUUCCUUUGAAUCUAAAUGCAAGACUUACUUAACCUAUUAUGGCUUCUGUGGGGACGUAGUCUCUCUGACCCUGCAGCUAUGCUGUGUUGUGCUGGAUGCACAAGCGUGGCCCCAGAAAUGUUGUAACAGGCUUCCUUUUCCCAAAUGCCUUGUGGUGGUAGUAGCAUCUUAAGAUUGCUUAAGGUGAGACCUCAUCUGCAGUAUUUUCUGGCAAGUAUAUCUGAAGACUAGCUGUUUUUCAGGUUGGUGCUUGCUGGCAAAAAGUAUUUUGAUGCUGUUGAACCUGGCUAAUUAGGAGAGCCUUCAUUUCGUAGUGUUCCCUUCCCAUGUUCUGGCCUGAAUUGGCCAGAACGGCCAGAAGGACAUUAUACAUAAAGGGCUUACAUCAAAACGGACAGCUGUAAGAAAUGCAGGAUUGUGGCAGGCUAAAAUGAAGUGCUAGCCUCUUGUGUGGUUCUAUAGGCUACAAUAUGGUGGGAAGUACGGACUCAGAGCUUGGAAAUGUUAGUUCUUUCGGCUGCCACUCCCAGACGCCCCAACUGCUAUGGCUUUUGGCUGAAGUAUUCUGGGAGUCUGAGGACGAAAACCCUAAAUUUUCUAGGUCCUGGGUAAAAUAUGGAAGACUUGAUUAGAAGGACUGUUUGGGUAUCAUCUCUAGGAUCCCUCUCCCUUAUUCUUACCUGCCAUAA
Messenger RNA from Pogona vitticeps (central bearded dragon), 5751 nucleotides. NCBI's taxonomy places the organism in Eukaryota, Metazoa, Chordata, Lepidosauria, Squamata, Agamidae. The record is from RefSeq and is a predicted model, not a curated record.